This is a messenger RNA of Eucalyptus grandis, 1315 nucleotides long. Its product is annotated as syntaxin-132. NCBI's taxonomy places the organism in Eukaryota, Viridiplantae, Streptophyta, Magnoliopsida, Myrtales, Myrtaceae. The record is from RefSeq and is a predicted model, not a curated record. Gene Ontology annotation, cellular component: endomembrane system; SNARE complex; plasma membrane. Gene Ontology annotation, biological process: exocytosis; intracellular protein transport; vesicle fusion. Gene Ontology annotation, molecular function: SNAP receptor activity; SNARE binding.
GUAACGCCUUUUUGAGCGCCAAGGCGGCCGUCCAACGUUAUCAUCAACAACUCAUCCUGUCAUCUAGUGAUUUUAAUUAACACCCUUUUAUCAUCAUCCUUCCAUGUCCCUAUCAUUUCUCUCUCUCUCUCUCUCUCUCUCUCUCUCGAUCUCUCUCUGCUUCUGUUUGUGAUCCUGCUUUAAUCUGAUCGAAGAUGAACGAUUUGCUCACGGACUCCUUUGUCAGUGACGCGAAAAUUCAACGUCCACCUGAGGGAGAUGUCGAAAUGGGCGAGCGGUUGCCAAGGAGCAACUCUGACAUGGGACUUGAAGCUUUUAAUAAGCAGAUACAAGAGGUUGAAAAACAAGUGCAUAAGCUCUCUAGCAUCCUCAAGAAGCUGAAGGAUUCUAACGAGGAGUCAAAAACUGUUACAAAGGCCUCUGCUAUGAAAGUAAUCAAAAAGCAGAUGGAGAGAGAUGUGGACGGCGGGAAAAUUGCGCGAAAUUUGAAAGCAAGACUUGAAGCAAUAAACAAAGAGAAUGUAGCUAAUCGGAAGAAACCUGGAUGCGAGAAGGGAACAGGAGUUGAUAGAUCAAGGAUGAACAUGACAAACGCAUUAACAAAAAAAUUCAGGGAACUAAUGACAGAGUUUCAGACACUCAGACAAAAGAUUCAGGAUGAGUAUCGCGCGAUUGUUGAGAGAAGGGUAAUUACGGUCACGGGAACCAGACCAGAUGAAGAGACAAUCGACCGUCUAAUAGAUACGGGAGAUGGCGAGCAAAUCUUCCAGAAAGCAAUUGAAGAAAUGGGACGAGGACAGGUCCUGAAUACACUAGAAGAAAUUCAGGAGAGACAUGAUGCUGUAAUCGAAAUUGAGAAAAAGCUACUUGACUUGCAUCAGAUUUACUUGGACAUGGCAGUCCUAGUAGAAGCCCAAGGGGAGAUCCUAGACAACAUUGAGAGUCAGGUGACUAAUGCAAUGGACCAUGUGAACAUGGGCACAGAUGCUCUCAACACUGCCAAGAACUUGCAAAAGAAGUCAAGAAAGUGCAUGACUAUUGGCAUCAUCUUGCUCCUAGUCAUUGCAAUCAUCCUCAUACUCUCAAUCCUUAAGCCAUGGAAGAAGUGAUCACAUCAGAAUAAUUCAAGCUUGCAAUCCACUGUAAAGGCAUAAAGUGAGCGAUGAAGAUGACCAGUCUUUACAAAGUGCGGCGCGGCGACCUUUUUUUCCCCCACUCUGUUCUUUCUUUUUCUCAGGACUCUGUUUUGAAAGUGUUGAUGAACAUUGUGGAGCUGUGCAUUAUGUUGUCGUUCUGCUUUGUUAUUAUUUCUCCA